GUAGCAGCAGCUGUCAUACUGAGGCAUUACUUGUAGAAAGGGUUUAGAAAAGUGACAUUUCAUUUGCUUUGCUUUGACACGUCACUGCUUUGCACAGAUCCACUCUGUGUCGGAUCUUGGUGUGUGUCAGUGAUGAAGACCACUGCCGCUCUACUCUUGCUCUGUUUUUGGGUAAACACUGGCAUCCAUACUGCUCAAACAGGUUCAAAGUGUGGAGUUCCUCAAGUGUGGGGCCCAAUGGGUUCCUUUCUGAGGGUGGUUGGAGGGGCUGAGGCCACAUAUGGAUCUCACCCAUGGCUGGUUUCACUAAGGCUCAAGGGCUCUCAUUUCUGUGGAGGGGCUAUCCUGACUGAUCGUUGGAUAAUGACUGCUGCCCACUGCUUUGCAUCACUCUCAAAGGAGUCUCUCAGUAAUGUGAGCAUGGCAGUGGGAGAGUUUGACCGCAGAGUGAAUGAUGAAGAGGAGCAAGUGUUUCGUGUCAAAACUGUCACAGUGCAUGAGAACUACCAUCAUGCUUGGCCCAUGAGCUAUGACAUAGCCUUGGUAGAGCUGGAUCAACACAUCCAACUGGGGGUCCGUGUCCAGCCAAUAUGUUUACCUUUGCCUGAUGAGAAAAUCCUUCCACAAACCAGUUGCAUUGUGGGUGGAUGGGGCAGGAUAAAGGAAAAAGGUCGCCUUCCUGCGAUACUGAGAGAGGUCCAGUUGAAUUUGGUGGAACCAUCCAAGUGUAAAUAUGUUCUCCAGACUGUCCACAGUUCAGUUCUGCAUAAGAGGCCGGUCCAAUCUUGGUCAGCCAUGACAGUUCUUUGUGCCGGACCAGAGAGAGGAGGGAGAGAUGCCUGCCAGGGGGAUUCAGGGGGCCCUCUGGUGUGUCUGGCAGGGUCAGGCAGGGGUCCCUGGGUGGCACUGGGCAUAACUUCUUGGGGUAAGGGAUGUGGUCGGAGCUGGAAAAACAACAGCAUCCGCCCCCCUUCCAGAAGAGGAUCUCCAGGGGUGUUCACUGAUGUAAGGCUACUGCUGCCAUGGAUCAAACAUAAACUGCAAGAGGCUGAAGAGCAAAAGCUGGGAAUGACUUCAUCAAGACUCUGCAGGGUCACAGAUGGGCUUGUAACUGACAGGGAGGGGAUAAUCAGAAAUCCUGCCUUCCCCGGUGAUCACUAUAACAACAAUGAGUUCUGUGUGUGGAGUAUCAGUGUUCCUCAAGGUUAUAGUAUUCUGUUGGAAUUUGAGCAUUUUGAUCUGGAGAAUGACUCUUACUGUCGCUACGAUCGACUCACUGUUUCAGUGGAGACCCAAAGGCCUGUAGGGAUAUUCUGUGGAAGUGUCCUACACAGCCAUGUAUUUCUAAAUCAAUCCCAGAAUGCAACGCUUCUGUUCUCCUCUGACAUUAACAGAACAGGAAGCGGCUUUGUCAUUAGGCAUCGGGUUGUCCAGGGAUACUCUCCUGGAUGCGGGGCAGUUGUUCUGGUUGAAGAUGAGAUUGUUGUCCAAAGUCCGAAUUACCCACAAUCCUACAGCAACAGCUGUGUCCUCCGCUGGGUUGUCUAUGCUCCACAGGAUCACGUUGUUAAGCUGGAUUUUGUGGAUUUUGAGCUGGAGCAGUCAGACAGAUGCUUGUAUGAUUUCCUCACCAUCCUGGGAGAUAUGGAAGAAACAGAAGAAAUAGCGGUGCUGUGUGGUGGCAGUACCCCCCCUCCUGUGCUGUCCUACCACAGAACCAUGGUGCUUCAGUUCACUUCAGACAGCAGCAUCACACACAGAGGCUUCAGGGCUAUACUAGCAUUCAUCAGUCUUGCAGACCUCCAUGAUCAGGACAGAGCUGGGGAAGAAGUUCAAAGAGACACGUGGAGAAGUCACCAAGACACUCCGACAGCUAAACAGCCAGGUGUAACAUCAUACGCAGACCCAGAUGUGCAGCAUUCCAGCAGCUUAGCUGUGUCUUACCAAGGUGAAGUGGACCACAAGACAUCACAAGACGAUCCUGAAAUGCAUAUGGCCAUGGAGACAGAUGACGAGGACAAUAGUGGAGAAUCCUCUGGGUGGUGACCUGCCACAAGGAGGAGGCCUCUAGAUGAUGAUGGUAUUGCAGAUUUAAUCUCAGAUGAGGAUGAGUGAUCACUGAAGUGUUUAAGAUGUGGUAGUUUAGAAAGCUGAGGUCUUGCUGACUUUGGCUCCUUUUCUAUAAAGGCUGAGCAGGAUUUUAUCCCAGUAUGCAACACAGAUUUUUCAAUCCAACACAUGUUACAGCCUUUACAUUAUGAUAAAACUAAAUAUGAUUAUCAUUACAAUCACAGUGAUUCUGAUGUUUAAGACAAGUCUGUUGUUUCUGUUUUUCAGCAGGUAUGGUCAGGCUUUCAUGGCUUCUGCAUGUGUCAAACUUUUAUUUGUUCUUUUUAGUUUUCCCACUUUUUAUUCACAGUUAAUUGCAUAACAUGUGCUACGGUGUUACACUGACUUGGGCUGACUGACUUGAGUUUGGUGAGGUGUGGACUAUGUAACCAAGUUAUUAUUGUUGCCACAUUUUUGGUUAUUGUGACAAUAAAUAUACCAGAAAUCAGCCUACUAUUAUUUUUUUCCAUCCUAUUCUGAGCCCUGCUAGCAGCUCUGGGGAGGGCAAUGUUGGUCCAUCAUUCAGUCUGCUACACUACUGAGUCAGAUGUUAAUGUCACAACAAUUUUUGGAUGGAUUGCCAGAAAAUGUUUGUACAGACAUUCAGAGCCCCAGGAGAUGAAUUUAGUGAUCAUGUGACUUUUCCUGUAGCACCAGCAUGA
Molecule: messenger RNA, 2771 nt
Organism: Monopterus albus (swamp eel)
Lineage: Eukaryota; Metazoa; Chordata; Actinopteri; Synbranchiformes; Synbranchidae
Gene: ovch2
Product: ovochymase-2
Exons: 17
Coding region: 133-2046 (637 amino acids)
Biological process (GO): proteolysis; acrosome reaction
Molecular function (GO): serine-type endopeptidase activity
Source: RefSeq, a predicted model, not a curated record